AUAAUCAAAAACCCUCUUAACACGCGUCUAUCAUCAAUUCUGCCUUUCUUUAGUUCCUUACAAACAACUACAUAUAUGCACCCCAACUCUUCAAUUUUCCAUUAAACUUUCUUAUAUUGAUAUCUUGAAAUUCAUUUGUAUUUGUACAGUUUUUGCUCGAGGGAUUCUUAAUCAGUUUGUGCUGCUCAACGUUCGAUUAAUCAGAACAUCGAAAUGAUGAAGGUUGAGGUACACAAGAGGAAACAUCACCCGAAAGACAAAUUCAAAGCAGAAAUGAAGAAAAAGAAAGCAAUUUUAGAGGACGAGUUAUCGACCAAAUUUGAGGAAGACGGGUUUGCGCCGGAGUUGUCUACAGAAGAGAAAGGAGAAGAGAAGAAGAGUUUGUCAGGUAUGAGCAAGUAUGUUACACAUGGUUACCAUUUGGUACAAGGGAAACAGGGUCAUGCUAUGGAAGACUAUAUUGUUGCGAAAACUAGACAAGUUGAUGACUCCGAGCUAGGUUUAUACGCAAUUUUUGACGGACAUUCAGGUCGUGAUGUCGCUAAGUAUUUACAGAAGCAUUUGUUUGAAAAUAUCCUCAGUGAGCCCGACUUCUGGACGGAUACAAAGGCUGCAGUCAAAAGAGCUUAUGAGAAUACCGAUGAUGAAAUACUAAAUGAAGUAGUUGGUGCACGAGGGGGUUCAACCGCAGUUACAGCUCUACUGAUUGAUAUGAAAAAGCUGGUUGUAGCGAACGUUGGGGACUCUCGUGCAGUUAUAUGCAAUGGCGGUGUGGCCAAACAGAUAACUGUAGAUCAUGAACCACUGAAAGAGAAGGACGAAAUUGAGAGCAGAGGUGGACGUGUAAUAAAAAGGCCAGGAAACGUACCACGUGUCGAUGGACAGUUGGCAAUGGCGAGAGCGUUCGGAGAUGGGAGACUAAAGGAACACAUAACAUCAGAACCAGAUACAUUUGUAGAGGAAAUCGACGAGGAUACUGAAUUUGUUAUUCUGGCAAGUGAUGGGUUGUGGAAGGUGAUGUCUAACCAAGAAGCAGUAGACUGCAUCAAAGACAUAGAUGACGCUAAGGAAGCGGCUGAAAGUUUAGUCGAGGAAGCUCUGGAUAGAGGAAGUAAAGAUGACAUUUCAUGUAUUGUCGUAAUUUUUCAGUGACCAUCUCGAUUAUGGGGUCACAGUUGGCUUGCUUUCGAGUUUAUGCACCAAUCUCUCAA
Messenger RNA from Papaver somniferum (opium poppy), 1211 nucleotides. RefSeq names its product probable protein phosphatase 2C 39. Lineage: Eukaryota; Viridiplantae; Streptophyta; Magnoliopsida; Ranunculales; Papaveraceae. The transcript is spliced from 7 exons. The coding region runs from base 214 to 1152 and encodes 312 amino acids. Gene Ontology annotation, cellular component: nucleus; cytosol. Gene Ontology annotation, molecular function: protein serine/threonine phosphatase activity. The record is from RefSeq and is a predicted model, not a curated record. Gene Ontology annotation, biological process: protein dephosphorylation.